Molecule: messenger RNA, 685 nt
Organism: Ctenocephalides felis (cat flea)
Lineage: Eukaryota; Metazoa; Arthropoda; Insecta; Siphonaptera; Pulicidae
Exons: 4
Coding region: 1-648 (215 amino acids)
Source: RefSeq, a predicted model, not a curated record
AUGGAGUUUCAAGAUAGGAAUGGAUACAAAGUUGUAAAUGUGUUCCUAUGCCUGACAAUUUCCCAAAUAUCAGCCAUCUACGUACCAUUUGGAACCAAAACCAAUUUCGCUCCAAAUAGUUUAUCUUCCAACGAUGACUAUUUGUCACAAGGAAAAAAUCAGCACACGAAUUUAUACUACAAAAAAAUUUACGUGAAUCCUUAUUAUUUGGUUCCGUACCCAAAUUUUAAUCCUUUGGACCAAAAUUUUGGAAAAAAUGAGGAAAAUUUCGAGAGGAGAGCUGAUGAAGUCGACCAGGAUUAUGAGGAGAUGGAGUUUGGGAAAAAGACGGACGUUGAUAGAGACUAUUACGAGCAAACAAAGUCCAAAAAAACUUCCAAAAAAGCCAUCUACGACACCAAGUCCAAAAAUCGCCAAUUUGGCACCAAAUUCCAGGACAAAUAUUAUAUAAAAGUAGGAGAUGGAAAGUUUUUAAAAAGCACCGAUUUUAAAAACAUUAAUAAUAAUAAUGGUGAUGAGAAUAAUCGAUACUAUCGAUUAAAGGACGAAGUCAAACCUGUUUGGGAAAGGAUCGAAGAUGAUGUCACCCAGAGGAAUAAUUACAAAUUUGUUUUACCGGAGCCAAGAAUAAAGAAAACAUGGGACUAACAUUCAAAACUAUAUUGUAUAUAUUUAUAUGAAUAUU